AUAAGACCCCACGUUUGUGCACAAAGCAGUCACUGACGAUGAUGUCUUACUUGUCCAUAAUUUUGGCCUUUGGACUGCUUGCUGUGGUUUUUGGCGCCGAGCCAACUUCCGAGAAGUGUAAAGAGGAAGAAAAACUAGUGCAACAGUGCUUGAAGAAUCUUCCUCGCAGUUACAAAUUAUCGAAUACAGGAUUGAUUCUAGAAAAUAAGGAGUACAAAGAUGAAAGCCAAAAGUGUCUCGAUCAACUGACCUGUGAUCGAUCUAAGAGCGCCUUCAAAGUUCAAGCGGUAACACAAGAAAUUAUGGAGAAAUUUGGAGAGAUAGCCUCCUGCGCCCAUAACGCUUAUCCAAAAGUGAAAGAAAUGUGUGCCAGAAAAACGAAUGCCAGCAAUAAGGACUGCUCGAACUAUGAGGAAAACGUCAAAUGUAUUGAAGAAGAUCUUGCUAAAACCCGUUUCUGCAGUCAACCAGAUAUUGAAAACUUCAAAACAUUUUCCCAUCUAAUUGUUGAAACCUGUAAAGCAACUGUCGAGUAUCAGAAAGCUGCUCAGUAAGGACUAUGUUUUCUAGUAUUUGAUUUUAAGUCCUAAAUUCUUCGAUCAAAUUCCUAUUUUUUUAUUGAUAUUGUAUCUUUCUUAGUUUUGUAUUAUCCUCUUUUCUUUCAAUCAAUACAAUUGGAAAUUUUUUUUUUUUGAAAUAAAUUUUAACAACCUAAUAAU
Caenorhabditis elegans is the source of this 719-nucleotide messenger RNA. It is a transcript of the gene C17B7.12, whose product is annotated as DUF19 domain-containing protein. The transcript has 3 exons. NCBI's taxonomy places the organism in Eukaryota, Metazoa, Nematoda, Chromadorea, Rhabditida, Rhabditidae. The record is from RefSeq and is marked reviewed. The coding region runs from base 39 to 554 and encodes 171 amino acids.